Molecule: messenger RNA, 1193 nt
Organism: Aphanomyces invadans
Lineage: Eukaryota; Oomycota; Saprolegniomycetes; Saprolegniales; Verrucalvaceae
Exons: 4
Coding region: 1-1134 (377 amino acids)
Molecular function (GO): protein binding
Source: RefSeq, a predicted model, not a curated record
AUGUCGCUGGUGGCGCCGUCAAGCGUUUGCCUUCGCGGCACAGCGGUCACGCACUUCAACGUCGAUCCUGAGGCGCUCCAGCUGCCGGCGGACGAGCAAGACUACGAAUAUGUCUUGGACUGCAAAACCACAAUGUCCAAGGAGCACGCGCUGCUCGCUUUGUCCGAUCGAACGAUUCAAGCGCGCAGCCGAGCGACACUAUCGUGUGAGCGGCAAUUCGAAGCACACUCGGACACGAUCAACGAACUCGUGGUGUCGGAGACGCAACCGUGGAGCGUCAUCUCGGGGUCCAAUGAUGGAACGAUCAAGGUGUGGGACCUACGCCAAGCCCAGCCAUCCGCUGUGCAGACCAUUCGUGUGGGCGAGGAAGUGUGGAGCUGCUCGGUCGGUUGUGGGGAUACUCUGGUCGUGGCGGCUGCAGCUGACUCGGCCGUGUUCUACGACUUGCGAACACUUCGCAAGUUGGGUCAAUACGGAGAAUCGCACAUGGACAACGUGACCCGCGUCCAGUUUCACCCGCUGCGGCGGUCGGAAGUGAUCACUGCUAGCGACGACGGCAUCGUGUGUUUGUUCGACUGUACGAUUGCAAACGAGGACGACGCGACCAUUUCUACCAUCAACGUUGAGAGCUCCGUGUCGCGGUUUUGCAUGUUUGGGCCAGACUCGCACAACAUUGCGUGCCUGACCGGAUCGGAAACGCUCGACGUGUGGAAUUUGACGACGGCCGAGCGGCUCGCGCACUUUUCAACCAUUCGAGACCAGUGCAGUGCUGCGCCGAUGCUGCACACAGAUUUCCUCGUGGAUUGCAAGUACGACCCGACAACGGACCAACUCCACUUGGCCACAGGGAAUCACCAAGGACAACUCAACUUGUUCCAGCUGAACCCCCAAGCUGGAAUUUUGCACGAAGCCACGCUAUCUGGUGGCCACAAAGCCGCCAUCCGGUGUCUGGACUGGCAUGAUGACAUGCUUCUCACGGGCGGUGAAGAUGCCCGCGUGUGCCAGUGGAUGCCGCUUCAGCAAGCAACGAAUCACUCGGUCAGCUCUAGCAACGGCCGACACGCCAUACGGUCGUCCGUCGAGCGAGACAUAAGUGGCGCGAGGCGAGCGAGACAAGCCUCUCGCCCGUACUAAUCAUUCCAAAACCAUGUGAAUAAAGAAUUGCACGGAACAUGACCUUUAGCACUGGCUUG